AUGAUUGGUGGUUGGCGGAACCCUAGUAUUUCCAUGAAUGGAAAGCUUUAUGCUUUGGAUUGCCGCGAUGGGUGUAAGAUUAGGGUUUAUGAAGAGGAUACGAAUUCUUGGAAAAGGUUUAUUGAUAGUAAGGUUCAUUUAGGGAGUUCACGUGCUUUGGAGGCUGCAGCUCUUGUUUCAUUGAAUGGGAAGUUGUGUAUUAUUAGAAAUAAUAUGAGUAUUAGUCUGGUUGAUAUUUUGAGCCCUGAUAAGCAAGUGGAGAGUAAUCCUUACCUUUGGGAGAAUAUUGCUGGAAAAGGUCAGAUGAAAACAUUGCUUACGAAUAUUUGGUCAAGUUUAUCGGGUAGAAAUAGUCUCAAGAGCCACAUUGUGCAUUGUCAAGUGCUUCAAGCAUGA
Lactuca virosa is the source of this 396-nucleotide messenger RNA. The record is from the annotation of a GenBank genome assembly. Lineage: Eukaryota; Viridiplantae; Streptophyta; Magnoliopsida; Asterales; Asteraceae.